UUAUAUUACUAAAGUCAAUGAUAAUGAGCAAAAGAUGAGGACUAAUUGAUAAGUAUCAAAAUAUUGUAAUGUUCAAGAACAAGAACAAGUCUUCAAAGUUGAUACAAAUGCAAAUCCUCAAAAUUUCAAUCCUCUUCCUCCUAAUUAUAAUCCUUUCGUUCUUAGGCACGACGAAUUUCAAUCAUGAAAGCUCAAAGAUGGUUGAUCAUUGCUUAAUACAAGUAUGUAGCUACAAAGAACCGGUGUCGCGGUACGUUCAAUUUCCAUUUGUGAUCAAGAAUGAUUCCAUGCCAUGGUUUUGUGGGUAUCCAGGGUUUGAUUUGAUAUGCAAUGGAAAUGAUAAGCUACUAAUCGACCUACCUAAUUUAGGAUCUUUUUCUAUUGAAGAAAUUGACUAUGUUAAUCAAGUGUUAUGGCUUAAUGAUCUUGAUAAUUGUCUUCCAAAAAAGCUUCUUUCGAUUAAUGGUUCAAGUUUUAUGGGUAAUAAUUCUCCUUUUAAUCCUUAUUUAGAGCAAGAUUAUUGGUUUUAUAAUUGCUCUAAUGAUUUCUUUAAUUCUUCGGAUAAUCUAAACAUUACGCUAAUUGGGUGUCUUAGUAGUACAAAUUAUGGGGUUUUUGCAAGUCUUAAGGAGAAAAUUGUUGAGGGUAAUUCCUCUUUGUGUAGAAAAAUUGGACCUAUUAAAGUUCCUAUAGGACCCAAUAAAGAGGACUAUUCUUUAAAUUUAAGGAGUGAUAUUAGGCUCACUUGGUCUCAACCUAAUGAAUGUGCGAAAUGUUAUGGGAGAAAUGGUCGAUGUAAGUUCAAGAACAAUUCUAACGUGGAAGUGGAAUGUUUCAAUCUUCCUAACCAUGGGCUAACAAGACAAGCAAUAAUUGCCAUUGCCUUGGCAUUUGCUACACCAUUAGUGUUGGUUACAUUUUGUAUGCUAUACUUCAUAUUAAAGGCGGUUAAUCAACGACGAGGGCUUGUAGGCGCUGCACUCGCCCAAGCAGGAUCAGAGGAUCCGCAGCCUCAAACUAUUAUCCAGCAGGGUCUAAAUCGAGACAUAAUCGAGUCAUACCCGAAGGUAGUCCUAGGUGAAAGUCGAAGACUACCCAAGGCAGAUGACAUGUAUUGUCCAAUAUGUUUGGGUGAAUACAUGCCUAAGGAAAGCUUAAGGACAAUACCAGAUUGUGGUCAUUGUUUUCAUGUUGAUUGCAUUGAUGAAUGGCUUCAAUUGAAUGCAUCUUGUCCUGUUUGUCGAAAUUCUCCUUCUAAAACUACACAAAAUAAUGAUUGAUAAUAAGUACAUGUUGUACAUAGUCUUUAAAAGUGCAUAUUGUACAUAUACGAAGUAUGUUGUAGAAUAAUGGGAAAAUGGUUGUACUUUGUACAAAAUUUUGUUA
Messenger RNA from Chenopodium quinoa (quinoa), 1386 nucleotides. Its product is annotated as putative RING-H2 finger protein ATL21A. NCBI's taxonomy places the organism in Eukaryota, Viridiplantae, Streptophyta, Magnoliopsida, Caryophyllales, Amaranthaceae. The record is from RefSeq and is a predicted model, not a curated record. The transcript has 2 exons. Bases 69 to 1280 code for a protein of 403 amino acids. Gene Ontology annotation, molecular function: polysaccharide binding.